UCUGCACGCAUCAUUUGAAGCCAACAAUGGGGAGACGAGUCAGAAAGAAGGCCAAAACCGCCUCCCCCACCGGGAGAUGCCCCUCCCCCAGAAGGAAGCAGCGAGCGUCAGGGAAGGGCCGCAAGAUCAAAGGGAUCCAGAGAUGCGCAAGUGAGUGUUCAGGACGUCAGUCGCCACACACAUGUCCAUAGCGCACAGACACACACGCAGCCAUCGGAUCAGUGAGUCCAUCAGUGAGUCCGUCCGUCAGAGACGCCACAAAUACCCCAUCCUAUGGCUGACUGCACACGUACAGUACAUGUGGUGUGUGUGCUCUGCUGUGCUGUGCUGUGCUGUGCUGUGCUGUGCGUUGGCGGUUAUGUGCUCGCGUCGCCCUGGGCAGCCAGGAAGGCGUGGAAGGUCUGAAUGAAGCGAUACAACGGACAGACAGGAAACACACGUAGCUGGCUGGGGUGGGUGUUGCAGUCUUCAUGUGUGUGGACGGACCUGUAUCGAUGUCUGGUAGGACUGGAACGAUGAGAGGUCCUGGGGCACCUCACACGCCUACACACACCACACCACACCACACACACACAUCCAGGUGUGAAUGGCUCGACUGCCCCAUGCCGUGCACUCACUGCUGACUGACUGACUGACUGAGUGCCUGACCUCGUGAAGGCCCUGUGAGAUCUGUCCCAUCGAUGACGCCAUUCUCGACACAAUGGCAUCCAGAUGAGCCAGCUCCUGUGGGGGAUACGUCUGCAGGCAAGGCAAGCACAUCACAAGUCUGUCAUAGAAGCGAUUGGGCUGGGCGAGGAGUGCAGAGCAGACACAAGACAAGUACGUCUAAGUGUACACACUCUCACAGCCUGCACAGCCUCGUCGACCCGGGCAGCCACAUCCUCGCAGUGGCGCCCCAGCUGCUCCAGCUGCUGCACUCGGUCGCCGUCACAAGACCCCUCGGCAGUCACGCCCUUGGUCAGCGCAUGAAGCGUUUCUGAGACCCACACGAGGGGGAUGGCAUGGGUGUGGAUCAGGCUAUGCUGGUUGCACAUACGUACCUUUCAGGAGUUCUCGUGUCGACGUCAGCAGCUCGGCCACCUUCUCCGCCACAUCACUGCAACCAGCCAGCAGACAGACAGACAGACCGACAGAUGGAUGCACGUCGACUCGAUCUCACUCCCUCCCUCCUCGUACAGCUGUUGUGGUGUCAUCGUGUCUUCCUCCAUCAUGUCAUCACAACUGUCCAGCUCGGCAUCGUCCGACCCGUUCCCGGCCUCCCCGCCCUCCUCGUGGCUGUUCAUGUCGUCCUCGCCGCCCUGCUGGCCGUUGCCCUCCAGCUCUCGCUGCCGUGACACCUCGCCCAUGAGCUCUCGCUGGGCGUCCUUGACGGUGGCGAAACACGACAGGAUGUGACGCUUGACCGACACGGAGUUGUUCAGGGGGACCUUUGUCAGCUUCUUGCACCGAUCCAGCACCACACCCACUGACUCAACACACCACACCCAGGCAGGCAGAACCAAAGAAAUAGAGCGAAUGAGUGAGUCGUCUGCUUGAGCCGCACGCACCUACCUGCCACGGCGAUCUUUCUAUUCCGAUCAGGGGUGCUGUCGAGGUCCGUCUGCUGCUCGGCGAUGCCGAUCAAGUCCUGACCAAUGCGAUGGAAUGCACUCUUGUAUCCCAAUCAAUGAGUGUGCGCUGCGCCCCUUCUCUGCCGUGCACCACAGCACACCGCACCACCCGCACCUGUAUGGCUGAUGUGAGGCUUCCACCCCAGGUUUGCAGAUCGUCAGAGAGCGUUGGGCCGGCAUUGGCGGAGUCACGAAUGGCAGACAGAGUGGCCAAGACGGCCAUAUAGACGUCGAACAGGCUGUCCCUCGCUGGCAGCAGCGACGCCAGCUCAGAAAGAGGCGUCGUGCACAGGGCAGCACCGAACUGAUCGGUCACCACACACGAACAGAGCACAGAUCACUGCGUGUCCUGGAAUGCUCGAGACCUGUCACCUUUGCCAUUUCAUGUUCGAAUCGUUGGAGGACGCGCUGGAUGUCCGCCGGCUGGACGAACUCAGACGGGCCGUGGUGGCCGCCGUGCAGCAGCAUGGGAGGGCUCAAACGCUGCACAAGCAGAUGACCACAUGAAUGAAGGAGAGCUUGACGCCCUGCAUCCCACCCAUCUGUGUGAUCUCUCGUGCGAUCUGCUCAUCACAUGCCUGCCGCACAUCCUCCCACAGGUGCUGGAACGGGCCGUACAUCAAACGCGCCAAGCAAGCCUCACAGUGGAAGAUGCAUAUCGUGUCAUUUGAGAUGCAUCAAUGCGACGUGCAUGGCAACGCAUGGGAACACUCUUGCA
This is a messenger RNA of Vitrella brassicaformis, 2328 nucleotides long. The record is from the annotation of a GenBank genome assembly. Lineage: Eukaryota; Vitrellaceae.